Aspergillus versicolor CBS 583.65 is the source of this 1944-nucleotide messenger RNA. RefSeq names its product bifunctional metallophosphatase/5'-nucleotidase. The record is from RefSeq and is a predicted model, not a curated record. Gene Ontology annotation, molecular function: hydrolase activity. Gene Ontology annotation, biological process: nucleotide catabolic process. The transcript is spliced from 4 exons. Bases 1 to 1944 code for a protein of 647 amino acids. NCBI's taxonomy places the organism in Eukaryota, Fungi, Ascomycota, Eurotiomycetes, Eurotiales, Aspergillaceae.
AUGUCAACAACCAACUCCGACGGUGUUUCCGUCACCUUCGCCUCGCAUCGGACCGGCGCCCCAGAUCUGCGGCUGAUCCACUAUAACGAUGUCUACCAUGUCGAGCCCGGAUCUGCAGAACCAAUUGGCGGCGUUGCUCGCUUUCAAUCCCUUGUGAGCUACUACCGUGAAAGCCCGCGCUUUGCCGGCCAGCCCAACAUCCUUACCCUGUUCUCCGGCGACGCGUUCAAUCCUAGCCUGGAGAGCACCGUUACAAAGGGAACACAUAUGGUCCCUUUCCUGAACAAAAUCGGAACUGACGUGGCAUGUGUGGGAAAUCAUGAUCUGGACUUUGGCGUCGAACGGCUCCACUACCUUGCCAGUCAAUGUCAUUUCCCUUGGCUCCUGGCCAAUGUACUCGACCCUGCUUUAGGAGAUGGAGUUCCGAUCGCGGAUUGCGGAAAGACCUGUAUGCUGACCUCUUCAAAUGGUAUAAAGAUUGGGGUGAUAGGCCUAGGGGAAAGGGAAUGGCUGGAAACAAUCAACUCUCUCCCCCCGAACUUGACCUACAAGUCUGCGACGGAGACUGCCAAAGUGCUGGCUCCGCGACUUCGUGAGGAGGGAGCAGAAAUGGUGGUAAUUGUCUCUCACCAACGCGAGCCGAACGAUGUUAAGCUCGCAACAAAUCUGCCGUCCGGCGUGGUGGAUAUUAUUCUCGGCGGCCAUGACCAUUACUAUGCCCAUAGCGUUGUCAACGGCACCCAUGUGCUUCGAUCUGGCACCGAUUUUAAACAGAUAAGCUAUCUGGAAGCCUUUCGCAAGCCUGAUGGUGCACCCGGAUGGGAUUUUAACAUCACUAGGCGAGAUAUUGUGCAGUCUAUCCCGGAGGACCCCGGGGCACUCGCACUUGUUGAUAGCUUGACUUCUAGUCUCAGACCAAAGCUUGAAGAGCCAAUCGGAUAUACUUUGGUACCUUUAGAUAGCCGAUUCUCUACAGUAAGGCAACGUGAAUCGAAUUUCGGGAAUUUUGUCUGUGACUUGAUGCGCCACUACUACGCCGCAGACUGCGCGAUGAUGGCGGGGGGCACUAUGCGUGGUGACCAGAUAUAUCCCCCGGGAGUGCUGCGUUUAAAGGAUAUUUUGAAUUGCUUCCCCUAUGACGAUCCAGUGGUCCUGCUACGACUUAGUGGACAGGCCCUGCUCAGUGCUCUGGAGAAUGGUGUAAGUGCUCUUCCUGCGCUUGAAGGUCGCUUUACCCAGGUAUCGAAUAUUUCGUUUGGGUUCAAAUGCCAUGCACCCCCUGGCUCUCGCAUUACCUUUGCUCGUGUUGGUGAUCGGCCGAUUGAACUCCAGCGAGAUUAUACUCUUGCCACACGAGGCUACAUGGCUCGUGGGAAGGAUGGGUUUUCGUCCUUGCUUGUUCAGUCCGAGGGCGGCCACGUAGAAGAGCUGGUAUCAGAGGAAAGCGGAGUGUUAGUUAGUACCAUUCUACGCCAAUACUUCAUGAGUUGGAGAGUUCUCGGGAAAUGGAGUCGCCGGAUUCCCAGCCUUCACCGGCACUGGGUCCAGCGUCCUUUUGAUACUGCGUCACCGGUCUCAGAGAAAUCACCCAGCCACCUGCGGACCUUGUGCCGAGAGACGCCUAAUCAUGGGUGCAUCCCGCAUAAUGCAAACGGGGGCAGUGGGAGCAGCAGUGAUGCCAUGGAUUCCGAUUCAGACGAGAAUCCUGAUGCUGUUAUUCUCUGUUCGCCCACAUUAAGGACUCACUCGGUCACCCUCCCUGCGCGGUCAGCUGUAGAAGGAGAUUAUCAUCUGCAGCUGGCACGUCGGGUUCUUCGUAAAUGGAUGCGACAUGCCGGCUUGAAUCCCGACGUUUUAGAUCCCAUGCACGGUGAGGGUGAAUUUAUGCCUCCCUUGACAUCGGGGAUUUCUCCUCGACUUGAAGGUCGCAUUGUGAUAGAGUGA